Ctenopharyngodon idella (grass carp) is the source of this 5598-nucleotide messenger RNA. RefSeq names its product protein kinase C, gamma (gene prkcg). The record is from RefSeq and is a predicted model, not a curated record. Gene Ontology annotation, molecular function: ATP binding; zinc ion binding; diacylglycerol-dependent serine/threonine kinase activity. Lineage: Eukaryota; Metazoa; Chordata; Actinopteri; Cypriniformes; Xenocyprididae. Gene Ontology annotation, biological process: protein phosphorylation.
GCCCAUCUGUCAAAACACUUUUAUAGAGCGAGACUGGCAGCUUUACAGACUGAAGCUGAUUAUUGAUCACUGAUUGGAUUUCUUUGCUUUCCAUGCCACUGGAGCUACUGUCUGAUCGUGGACGAGCGAGCUGGUGGCCAGCAUCUCCCUCUCUUUCUCUCUCUCUGUCCUCUUUCCUCACCCUCCCAUCAUCUGUCUCUUUUUUUACUCUCUAGAGAGGGGUAACCCAGAUUUCAAAAAUGAAUUGCUGCCUAUUUCUCUUCAUCUACUCCCUCCUUUUCCCUUCUCUCUCUCUCUCUCUCUCUCUGUCUCUCUCUGUCUCUCUCUCUCUCACUUCAUCCCCUCUUUCUGUUGGUAAAAACAGAAUCAAUCUUGGAAAGUGAAAAUCGCCUCUUCCUCACCCCCUCUAUACUCUCAAUUGGAUAAAGGAAUAUACGGCCAUUCACUCCUCCUUCUCUCUUUCCUGGAAAGCUGCUGUAUCACUCUUCCCUUCAUUCUUAAUUUCCUUUUUGGGGUUUGAUUCUUUCUUUUUUUUUUCAGGUGCGUUUCCUCUCUUGUAGACCUUCUGUUCGGUGAGGUUGUCUCUUUUUUUUCUCUUACUUUUUAUGAGCCAAGGAUUGAUCGCGUAGAAUAAAAGAGUCUUAAGAAGAAGUGGGAGGAAGAGGAGAAACCAUACUGCCACAUUUAGACGUUUUUCUUCUUAUUUAUUCUCCCCCUGUUAUAAAUCCUCUUGUUGUUCUUUCACCUCUUGGUUGCAUAAACCGUCCAUCCCUCUCCCAGUCUUGUUUUCCGUGUCUUGCUCUGUCCAACUGGUAGCAUGUCUACCCCGGUCUCUCCAUCUCCAUCUCUGUCUCCCCUGGCCCUGUCCUCCCCAUCUCCCUCCUCCUCCCCGCUCCCCUCUCCUCUUUCUCCUCCCCCCAGGCUUCCAGUCUUCCAGAGAAAGGGAGCUCUCAAGCACAAGAGGGUCAUUGAAGUGAAGGACCACCAGUUCACUGCCCGAUUCUUCAAGCAGCCCACUUUCUGCAGCCACUGCACUGACUUCAUCUGGGGAAUUGGAAAGCAAGGAUUCCAGUGUCAAGUGUGCAGUUUCGUGGUGCACAAACGCUGCCAUGAGUUCGUCACUUUUACUUGUCCAGGAGCCAUCACUGCUCCCAAAGCUGAGGACCUCAAGAGCAAACACAAGUUUAAAGUACAUACAUACGCCAGUCCCACCUUCUGUGAUCACUGUGGGUCUCUGCUCUACGGCCUCAUACAUCAGGGCAUGAAAUGUGCCAGUUGUGACAUGAAUGUACACAAGCGUUGUGAGAGCAGCGUCCCCAGCUUGUGCGGACAGGACCACACUGAGAAAAGGGGGCGGAUUCGUCUGACCGUGCGUGGAGAGAAGGAAGACAUAUAUGUCACAGUGCAUGAGGCACGUAACCUGAUACCCAUGGACCCUAACGGCCUAUCGGAUCCUUAUGUGAAGCUCAAACUCAUCCCUGAUCCAAAGAGCCAGAGCAAACAGAAAACCAAAACCAUCCGUUCUACACUCAACCCCAUCUUCAAUGAGAGCUUCACCUUUUCAGUGCGUGGGAGGCAGUGGGACAGGCGUUUGUCUGUAGAGGUCUGGGACUGGGAUCGGACCUCAAGGAAUGACUUCAUGGGCGCUCUGUCGUUCGGCGUUAGUGAGAUAUUCAGACGUUCCGUCAGCGGCUGGUUCAAACUACUCAACCAGGAUGAGGGAGAGUAUUAUAACAUCCCUGUACCCGACCCAGACCUGCAGGUACCAGAUGCUGCUAUCCCACCCUCUAUUCCUCCUGCUACUGUUACCGUGACAACGCCUGUUCCUGCUGUGACCCCGCCUGCUCUGAGUCCGACUCCCACUGUACUGCACACGGGCAAAGGCCAAGUCGGACUGCACGAUUUCAACUUCCUCAUGGUUCUGGGCAAAGGGAGUUUUGGCAAGGUUCUGUUGGCAGAGGAGAGGGGCAGUGAGCGCUUGUUUGCGGUGAAGGUGUUGAAGAAAGAUGUGCUGUUUCAGGAUGAGGACACGGAGAGCGCCAUGGUGGAGAGAAGAGUGCUGGGCCUUGCCGGGCGACCUCACUUCCUGACAUCCCUCUACUGCGCCUUUCAGACCGAGGAUCGUCUGUAUUAUGUCAUGGAAUAUGUGAAUGGUGGUGAUCUUAUGUUUCACAUCCAAAUUGUUGGCAAGUUUAAAGAACCACAUGCAGCGUUCUAUGCAGCUGAGAUAGCGGUGGGUCUGUUCUUCCUGCACAACAAAGGCAUCAUAUACAGAGAUCUAAAGCUGGACAAUGUCCUGCUGGACAGUGAAGGACACAUAAAGAUAGCAGACUUUGGGAUGUGUAGGGAAGGCAUGAUGGAAGGGGACACCACUCGCACCUUCUGUGGCACACCCGAUUACAUCGCACCUGAGAUUGUGGCGUAUCAGCCGUAUGGUAAAGCAGUGGACUGGUGGUCGUAUGGAGUCCUCCUUUAUGAGAUGCUGGCUGGGCAGCCUCCUUUUGAUGGCAUAGAUGAGGAGGAGCUGUUUCAGUCCAUCAUGGAACAGAGCGUUUCAUAUCCUAAGAGUCUCUCUCGGGAGGCUGUGGCCAUCUGCAAAGGGCUCCUCACCAAGAACCCUGCUAAGCGUUUGGGUGGAGGAGAGGAUGCAGAGACAGAGCUGCGGGAGCAUCCUUUUUUCCGCUGGAUAGACUGGGACCGGCUGGAGAGACUGGAGAUACAGCCUCCCUUCAAACCCAGAAGUGGAGGCAAAAAAGGAGAGAACUUUGAUAAGUUUUUCACAUCCGCCCCCUCUGCCCUCACGCCCUCUGAUCCGGAUGUUCUCGCUGCCAUAAGUCAAGAGGAAUUCCAAGGCUUCUCCUACAUAAACCUGGAAUUUCACCCUCACCCCUCACAGCUGUCUGAGGAAACCUUAAUGGAUCCUCAUCAACCAUCUUGUGACUUUUUUCUGCUCCUGUUCAUGAUUUAAACUACAGUUACCAAAAAAAAAAUCAUUGUGUAAUCUGGCUUUAGUUUGCUUACAAUAGGAGUCUGUCUCAAUUAGACCGAACAUUACCUUCUAAAACAACACUACACUGAUUUUAAUGAUCUUUACAGUAAAAAAACAACAACUAAGCAUUAAUAAUAUUUAGCCAGUCCACUCUGAGAGCAUCAGCCUGAAUUAUUUAAGGGUCACGCAUUCAUGCCAUUAUCUCAUUGGACAAUAGGAUCUUAUUGGAUAUCCUUUUGGAUGCUACUAGUAGUCGCCAUGACCUAAUUAUAACUGACUGCACCAUAGAAACCAGCAUGAACAUGAUUUCCCCCAUGUUUUAAAGUUCACUUCAAGCUGAUUAUUUAAUCUCCGAUCAAACUCAGUCUUUGUGUGAGAUCCUGUUUGCUCUGGUUCGGUUUAGUUAACCAAAUAAGUGUAGACAGGUGAGCAAACACUGGUCAUCCUUUUAGCAUCUGACAACUGGUAUAGAAGCUCAGUAUUAUGAUUUAGAAGUCACACACAUGACAGCUAGAUGCAAAAAAUGAUUAAUGCUUCAGCAUAUAAACUACUUGUUUGUGACAUGAAUGUUACUGUAUAUGUAGAUGCAUCAAAAUUCAAUCCAAAUAUGAUUCUAUACAGAUUAUAAAUGUUUGCAUCAUCUUAGUAUUUUACAAAAAUAAGUUAUUGGGAUCCUUGUUCCCAUGUUAUUGAAACAAAUGACUUUAUUAAAAAUGCUAAUUUAGAUAUUUAUGAUUUAUUCCAUAUAUUUAUAUGCAUAUCUAUAUAAAGUAUGUGCAGUGUAUUAUAAAGUAUACAUGUUAAUGUUUAUUCAGAAUAAAUAAUAGAAAUUUUCUAUGAACAUCAUUUUUACAUCAGCAUAAAAUAAAAAUGACUAUGUCAUCAUAAUGUUUUGAACCUCUAGUGUCAAGAAAAAGCAGCCCCAACUGUUACCAACCAAAUAUUUAUUUCAUUUAUUUACAGUGCAUAGUAUUAAUUAAACUUAAAGGGUUAGUUCACCCAAAAAUGAAAAUUCUGUCAUUAAUUACUCACCCUCAUGUCGUUCCACACCCGUAAGACCUUCGUUCAUCUUCAGAACACAAAUUAAGAUAUUUUUAAUAAAAUCUGAUGGCUCAGUGAGGCCUGCAUUGACAGCAAGAUAAUUAACACUUUCAAUGCCCAGAAAGCUACUAAAGACAUAUUUAAAACAGUUCAUGUGACUACAGUGGUUCAACCUUAUUGUUAUGAAGUGAUGAGAAUACUUUUUUGUGCACCAAAAAAACAAAAUAACGACUUUAUUCAACAAUAUCUAGUGAUGGGCGAUUUCAAAACAAUGCUUCAUGAAGCAUCGAAGCUUUGCGAAUCUUUAGUUUCGAAUCAGUGGUUCGGAGCGUGUAUCAAACUGCCAAAGUCACGUGAACCAUUGAAAUUUCAAAACUCUUAUGAUGUAACGAAGCCUUGUUUACUGAAAUCACGUGACUGUAGUCACAUGAACUGUUUUAAAUAUAACUUAGUAGCUUUCUGGGCAUUUGAAAAUGUAAAUUAACUUGGUUUCAAUGCAGGCCUCACUGAGCCAUGGGAUUUUAUCAAAAAUAUCUUAAUUUGUGUUCUGAAGAUGAACGAAGGUCUUACGGGUGUGAAACGACAUGAGGGUGAGUAAUUAAUGACAGAAUUUUCAUUUUUGGGUGAACUAACCCUUUAAGUGUUACUUAUUAUAUUGCCAAAAUGGUCUCAAAUCUGCCUUUGAAUUCUCGUGUUUAUGGAUGAAUUAAUUGGUGUUGUGUUUAUUUGGUUGAAGCUGGUACUAUAUGAAUAUGGUCACUAUGAGGUCUCAGAGAUCAGCAUGAACUUGUCUUGCAUAGUGAAAUUCAUGAUGUCUGACCUGGAAAGAUCUGCGGCUGCACACUGUGCCCAAAAUGCCCAACUAAAACAACUUGAACGUUGCACUGACGUCAAAAUACUGCCAACAGAAAAGUAGGACGUGGGAAAGAUAGGAGAGGAGGAGUGACAGGUUAGGUGAAAGCAGAUGUGUGAAGGUAUGAUGAAGAUAAUUGAAAUUAAUUUACUAAUUAAAAAACAUACUUUUCGGUAUCAUGUCCAUUAUCCCUGGAAUUUGUAACAAGGCAAAAUUUACUGAUUACUGCCUGGUCAUGGUCAGAUUUCCCCAGCCUUUUAUUUUAUCACAGGGUUGCUGAUCUUGUGGUUUUGUAAAUGGGAUACUUUGUAAACCAGGGUGCUCCUGGAGAUAUACUGUACAUUUCUGCAGAUUUAGUUCCAUUUACCUCACACCUGCCUGUUACUUUCUGUUGAAUCCAACCACUUAGCAGCGGUGUUUGAUUUGGGGUUGGAACUAAACUUUGUAGCAAAGUAGAUCUACGCAAACAAACAUUAGAUUAAAAAUGCUUAAAUAUUAAUGUACUGAUUAGUGAAAAUUCUAUGUAUUGAUGUAAUUACACUGUUUACAAUGUCUGUAUGUGUUUCCAAUCACAAUAAACAGUUAAACCUCAGUAUCAAAACUGAUUUGAUUAAAUGCACAGAUAGAUAGAUAGAUAGAACCAUUGCACAAUAAUUUUGUAUUGAGUUGUUUUGUGUUUUCAAAGUGUGAAAAUAAAAUAUAUAUAGUAAACCUA